UCCACCCCCUCCUUCUCGCUCGCUCUCUCCCAUCCCCCCAAGCCAGUCGCUGUGCUGCGCAGCUCCCUUAGCGGUUGUCGCCGUCGGAGACGGUUGGGAGGACCGUUGUGGGGAGCGCUACACGAGGCGGGCGUCUGCUCCCUCCUCAGACCGGACCCCCCGCGUAGCGGAGUUGGCACUACUGUCGCCCGGCAGGCAUUAAAAUCAAACGGUAUUGAGAUGGAUUGGGUUAUGAAACAUAAUGGUCCAAAUGACGCUAGUGAUGGGACAGUACGACUUCGUGGACUGCCAUUUGGUUGCAGCAAAGAGGAAAUAGUUCAGUUCUUUCAAGGGUUGGAAAUCGUGCCAAAUGGGAUAACAUUGACGAUGGACUACCAGGGGAGAAGCACAGGGGAGGCCUUCGUGCAGUUUGCUUCAAAGGAGAUAGCAGAAAAUGCUCUGGGGAAACACAAGGAAAGAAUAGGGCACAGGUAUAUUGAGAUCUUCAGAAGUAGCAGGAGUGAAAUCAAAGGAUUUUAUGAUCCUCCAAGAAGAUUGCUGGGACAGCGACCGGGACCAUAUGAUAGACCAAUAGGAGGAAGAGGGGGUUAUUAUGGAGCUGGGCGUGGAAGUAUGUAUGACAGAAUGCGACGAGGAGGUGAUGGAUAUGAUGGUGGUUAUGGAGGUUUUGAUGACUAUGGAGGCUAUAAUAAUUAUGGCUAUGGAAAUGAUGGCUUUGAUGACAGAAUGAGAGAUGGAAGAGGUAUGGGAGGGCAUGGCUAUGGUGGUGCUGGUGAUGCAAGUUCAGGUUUCCACGGUGGUCAUUUUGUACAUAUGAGAGGACUACCUUUUCGUGCAACUGAAAAUGACAUUGCUAAUUUCUUCUCACCACUAAAUCCAAUACGAGUUCAUAUUGACAUUGGUGCUGAUGGCAGAGCAACAGGAGAAGCUGAUGUAGAGUUUGUGACACAUGAAGAUGCAGUAGCUGCCAUGUCUAAAGAUAAGAACAACAUGCAACAUCGAUACAUUGAACUCUUUUUGAAUUCCACUCCUGGAGGCGGUUCUGGAAUGGGAGGUUCUGGAAUGGGAGGCUAUGGCCGAGAUGGAAUGGAUAAUCAAGGCGCUUAUGGGUCAGUUGGAAGAAUGGGAAUGGGGAACAAUUACAGUGGAGGAUAUGGUACUCCUGAUGGCUUAGGUGGUUAUGGUCGUGGUGGUGGUGGCAGUGGUGGUUACUAUGGCCAAGGUGGCAUGAGUGGAGGUGGAUGGCGUGGGAUGUACUAAAGCAAAACCGCUGACAUAAAAGUCCUGACAACAGCAUCUGGUCUACUAGACUUUCUUACAGAUUUAAUUUCUUUUGUAUUUUAAGAACUUUAUAAUGACUGAAGGAAUGUGUUUUCAAAAUAUUAUUUGGUAAAGCAACAGAUUGUGAUGGGAAAUCUGUUUUCUGUAGGUUUUAUUUGUUGCAUACUUUGACUUAAAAUAAAUUUUUAUAUUCAAACCACUGAUGUUGAUACUUUUUAUAUACUAGUUACUCCUAAGGAUUGUGCUACUUUCAUAAGAUUUCGGUUGGUGUAUUUUAUUGUUAGCUUUGCAAGUAGUAUAGUGUAGUUUCAGAGGGUAGUAGUUCACUUCUGCAUAAAUUUCAAGUAUUAUAAUCAGACAUCUGGAAUAAAGCUUAUUAGAAAAUACUUUCUCCUGGACAGUAUAAAACCUAAGGAUGAAUUAGGUUGCUUCAGGAGCAUAAAUUCAACUAAUUCCAGAUAGCGCUAUUAAAAUAUCAGGUAUAGUUCUGAAAAUGUUGAUAAUCUAAAAAGUAACUGCAUUUCUGAAUAUUGAUCAUUUGUUACCUGAGGUUGGGAGUAUUGGAAGUUUAAAUUCUAGUCCUAGAUUUUAGAAUAAAAUGCCCUUAGCAUGUGACUAAAAUGCCAAAAGUAAAAGUUGUAACCUCAAAAUGUCUUAGACUAGGGUAAGAUUCUCAGUGAUGUGAGAAUUAAAUACAAAAGUAUUUACUGCAAGAUAUAAUUCUCACAUAAGUAUUUUCUGUUUCCUGCCCAAUAGUUAAAGCUAUGGUUUUUUAAUACGUGUAUAAAUGAUCACUUUUUUAAAAUGUAAGGCAAGUCCAUGUCAUAGUCUUAAUUAAAAUGAGAGUCCUGCAUUUGGUAUCUGAGAUUUUUCAUCCAUUGUGUUUUUAAAAAAGGCAAGGGAAAAGGUGCUUUUUUACUUUUAAUCCCUUUAAUCAAUAGGCUUUUUGCCCACGUUGGCUAAUGGAUCAAAAUGAAACCUGUGAAUGUAAAUAGUUUUGAACUUGUUUUGUUUUCCCAGAAAUGUCAAUGUAAUAAAUAUCAAUGUGGGAGAUAAU
Condylura cristata (star-nosed mole) is the source of this 2338-nucleotide messenger RNA. It is a transcript of the gene HNRNPH3, whose product is annotated as heterogeneous nuclear ribonucleoprotein H3 (2H9). The transcript is spliced from 10 exons. Bases 220 to 1260 code for a protein of 346 amino acids. Gene Ontology annotation, biological process: regulation of RNA splicing. Gene Ontology annotation, molecular function: RNA binding. Lineage: Eukaryota; Metazoa; Chordata; Mammalia; Eulipotyphla; Talpidae. Gene Ontology annotation, cellular component: ribonucleoprotein complex; nucleoplasm. The record is from RefSeq and is a predicted model, not a curated record.